Molecule: messenger RNA, 1080 nt
Organism: Raphanus sativus (radish)
Lineage: Eukaryota; Viridiplantae; Streptophyta; Magnoliopsida; Brassicales; Brassicaceae
Product: protein BOBBER 2-like
Exons: 2
Coding region: 73-948 (291 amino acids)
Biological process (GO): protein folding
Cellular component (GO): cytoplasm
Source: RefSeq, a predicted model, not a curated record
AAAUUUCAUUCUUGAUAUUAUUCAAUCUCCCGACUAUAUCAUCAAAACCCCCUAAGAGUUUAACGACAACCAAUGGCUAUUAUCUCUGAUACGCAAGAGGAGACGAGACCCUCGGUGCCGUUCAAGGCAAGUCUUGAUCCUUCAAACCCUCUAGGGUUUUUGGAGAAAGUUCUUGAUUUUAUUGGGAAAGAGAGCGACCUUCUGUUGAAAGACUCGGCUGAGAAAGAGAUCGCCACUGCUGUUACGGUCGCAAAGAAGAGGUUGAGUGAAGUCGAGAAGAAGAAGAAGAAGGAGACCGUGAAGCCUAUUGAGAAGAAGCUGACGAAGGAGAGCGUGGAGCCCAUGGAGGUGGAGAAGCCAAAGAAGGAUAGCUUGAAGCCCACGGAACCCAUGGAGGUGGAUAAACCUAAGGAGGAAGAGAAAACGGGUCCCAUUGUUCCUAACAAAGGCAACGGGCUUGACUUUGAGAAGUACUCAUGGACACAGAACCUCCAGGAGGUCACAAUCACCAUCCCAGUCCCUAGCGGCACUAGCUCACGCUCUGUCACCUGUGAGAUCAAGAAGAACCGUCUGAAAGUUGGUCUCAAGGGGCAAGAUCCCAUCAUCGAUGGAGAGUUCUUCAAUGCUGUCAAGCCUGACGACUGCUUCUGGAACAUCGAGGAUCAGAAGAUCAUAUCGGUGCUAUUGACAAAGCAGGACCAGAUGCAGUGGUGGAAGUACUGUGUGAAGGGUGAGCCUGAGAUUGACACUCAGAAAGUUGAACCGGAGAGCAGCAAACUGUCUGAUUUGGAUCCGGAGACUCGCAGCAGCGUUGAGAAGAUGAUGUUUGAUCAGAGGCAGAAGCAGAUGGGGCUUCCAACGAGUGAUGAGAUUGAGAAGCAAGAUAUGAUGAAGAAGUUUAUGUCUCAGCAUCCUGAGAUGAACUUCUCUAAUGCAAAGUUUAACUGAUCUUACCUUUGUUCUAUCUCUUCUUCUUUUAUUUUGAACUAUCAUCUUGUUAUGGGUUUAAGAUUGAAUCUACCCUUUUGGUUUUGUUCAAGACAGUUUGUGUUCAAAAAUUAUCUGGUUAUUGCAGCUUAA